This is a messenger RNA of Microdochium trichocladiopsis, 3118 nucleotides long. RefSeq lists its product as uncharacterized. NCBI's taxonomy places the organism in Eukaryota, Fungi, Ascomycota, Sordariomycetes, Xylariales, Microdochiaceae. Bases 311 to 2854 code for a protein of 847 amino acids. The record is from RefSeq and is a predicted model, not a curated record. The transcript has a single exon.
GACCAGCAACCUUGGAAGCUUGUGCAGUUGCAUUGCCAAAGCUCUACCUCUGCCACCUCUUCUCCUUCUUAUUCUUGUCCAUGCGCCUGCACUCUAAAGAAAAGAACGCAAUACCUCCAUACAACAGCCGACAAGUUUGAGGCAGUGUUACGAAGCACUUGUGCUACCAGCCUCCACUCCCACAAGUGCAUCACUGGCGCCCGCCCUUUGCUCUCCGACACGCCAGCAUUCCUCCGCGCCACGCGAUUGUCUUGCCAUACCCAGUGUGUCCGAUUGAGCGGCUCGGUCCCAUGCGCCGCUGAAGGACACUAUGGGUGUUUUUCAGAACCCGCUGGCCAAGCGCAAAGGCCGUGGAGCAGGAUUGCCCGUCUACGAGAAGCUUAACAAAGAUCGGCUCUCCGAUGACGACGACUCCUACGAUUCCUCAGACUAUGACUCUGACGACUCCUCGCCCUCGGGCCCCGACACCUCGCGGAACGUCUCAGCAUCUGCUGCCUCCGUGACCGCCCCGAUAAUGCCCAGGCGACCUUUUGCCAGCCCGCGGAGACCAGGCUUUCACUUUCCAUACCGGCUACCAAGCAAGGUUACACGUUACCUGUGCCUCGGGCUCGUAUCUCUCAUCAGUCUCUUCAUACUCAGCCUUGUCCGCGCAAGCCAGAACGAGAAUAGAAGGAUCAUCGAAGGACUUCUUCCUGCGCGACCUUCAGCUCCGCCGCUCUGGGAGUCCUACGACUUUCUGACACGAUACUAUGGCGGUGUGAGGAAUCUCGUCUCAUUGUCCGCCAAUGUGCCCGAGUAUCCUAGGGCCCAGGAUGAGCUGCCACUUGACAAGCUCCUGUUCCUCAACUCGACUGGCGAUCUACCUGCCGAGAGACGCAGCAUCCCAGGCAGUAAAGACUUUACACAAUACCCGAAGAGCGUGUUCAAGGCUGGUACCGAGCAGAUUCACGACUGCUUCCUUGACAGUGCAAACAAGGUCCGCGUACCGCCCAUCCGGUACUUUGACGGCCGGCCCAACGGCUUUCCGGAUGCGGUCGUCGGUUCCUACGAGCUGCUGAGUCUGCCCGAAGAUAUCUGCUUUGAACGCUAUGGCCGAUACGCUCCGUAUGGCUAUGGCUACUCGAAGAAAACUGGUGGGCUGGGCAUUGGCGAGCAUGGUGAGAAGGAGGGUUUCGAGUCCACAUGGUCGAAGGUGCCUAAAGUUGAGUGGCAAGACAUGAACUGGGCCGAGACACAGCGCCGCUGCUACAAUGCCAACGCUGCGCGGUUCAAAGAUAUGCCUGCGGUCCAUCAAGACCCUCAUGGCUUCUAUAUUCAUGAAAAGCCGGCCGCCUUUCCACCAAAGAACAUUCUGGCUGAGACUUCAUCGACGAAACUCGAUACAAGCGGCCCGGGGGCAAGAGACACAUCAUCCACCCCUCCAGAAUCAUCUCAAGGUGCUGUUCAGAAGCAGUCGCGUACUGCUGUGGUCAUUCGUUGCUGGGAUGAAUUUUUGUGGCGUGAGGAGGAUGUCAUGAACUUGCGCUCGCUCAUCACCGAGAUGUCUCUAGCCUCUGGUGGUCGCUACGAUGUCCACCUCCUCGUCCAGGUCAAGAAUGACGCCAAGUUCCCCGUGUGGGCUGAUGCCGAGAUCUAUAAGGAGCGCAUCGAGGCGUCCAUCCCUGCCGAGUUCAGGGGCAUGGUGACCCUAUGGACAGAGACCCAGAUGCUGGCACUCUACCAGGGCAUAUAUGACCUUUACGCUCGUGGUCCAGACUUGCCGGUGCACGGUGUCUAUCGUGGUUUGCAGAUGGCCAUGCAGUACUUUGCCUACAAGCACCCUGAGUACGACUACUUCUGGCAGUGGGAGAUGGAUAUUCGCUAUACAGGUCACUACUUCGACUUCUUCAGCAAGGUAGAGAACUGGUCAAAGCAGCAACCCCGCAAAGGACUUUGGGAACGCAACGGGCGUUUUUACCUGCCGACGGUCCAUGGGAGCUGGGAAGAUUUCAAGCAGAUGGCUCGUGUGCAGUCUGAGAUGGGCACUACCGGGGCUGACAACAUCUGGAGUGGUCUGGGAGAGAACAAGCAAGCCAAGGGCCGGGGCGAGAAGCCCAUCUGGGGUCCUGUGCGCCCCUUUAACGAGGAUGACUGGUUCGAGACCGACAAUGAUCCCCAGCCAGAGACGACUUAUGAGAAAGACCGCUAUUCCUGGGGCGUAGGCGAGGAAGCCGAGUACAUUGCCUUCAACCCGAUCUACGAUCCUGAGGGCACCACUUGGGGCCUCGCAGACGACAUCACUGGCUACAACACGACGGAAGCAAAGGUUCCUCGCCGAGCUCAGAUCAUCACUGCCGCGCGCAUGUCCCGCCGUCUUCUGAUGACGAUGCACAGAGAGACUGCCUUCAAAAAGCACCAUGCUUUCCCCGAGAUGUGGCCGGCUACCGUUGCCUUACACCAUGGUCUCAAGGCCGUCUUUGCACCGCAUCCUCUCUAUGUCGAUCGCGAAUGGCCCACGGCUGUGUUUGGUCAGACUCUGAACAACGGCAAAAACGGCGCCAGCGGAGGCUCGCGGACGUCGGUGUUUGGUGAGCGCGAGCACAACCUGCGUGGUCUUUCGUGGUUCUACGACUCUGGUUUCGCGCCGAAUCUGUACAGACGCUGGCUGGGACUCAAGGUUAACAACGAUGGCGGCGAGGAGUUCGAGCAGGUUGAGGACCAGAGCAGAACCGGCGCCUCCGUGCCCGAGAUGCGUGGCGGCGAAGGCCGUAUGUGCCUGCCGCCGAUGUUGCUCCACCCGAUCAAGAAUGUCGAGCUUCCCGUCGAGGCUGACCCGGCUGAGCUCGAGAUUCCUGAGUCGGAUCCUAAUGCUUGAAGACCGGAGCCUGGCUUUUCUGAUGUAAUGAUUCACGCGCCUUCAUGAUUGAGCCCGGCACCCUUCGAGCUUUUUGCGAGCACAUAGUUGUAUAUAUCAUUCGCGCACAAUUCCGAUGAUGGAUAGAGAAUGGCGUUUUGGGCUUUACUUCUUGGGGCGUACACGGGCAGCAUAGAUAUUCUGUCUUGUAUUUAACAGAGUCAAAUCAAGUCCGGGUUGCCGAGUGACCCAAUGUCGAAAUUGAAAUGCAUAUCAUAAGAGAGA